UCAAGGGGGGGGACUGCAAACUUCAACGAGACGCGAUUCAAAAACUUCAAGUAAGCAAAUCCGGAAAGAGAGAGAGAAAGAGAGAGAGAGAGAGGUGAUUUUGAAAUUAAAUUUUCACUCUCCUUCUCCCUUAUCCACCGGCUUUUUUUUCUUUCUCCGACGGUGUAUUCGUAUCGCCGGAGUUAACAGCUGUUCUGCUCACAAGUACACUUUCCUCCGCCGGUCAGUUUCCGAUCUCUCGAAUCGGUGUUCUUCGUUUUUUGAUACUGAGAAUCUGUCUGCUGCUGAAUCAUCAUCAUCAUCAUCAUCAUCAUCAUCAUUUCUUCAAGAUGAUUGGAUCGUUUCUUACGAGAGGAUUGGUGAUGUUGUUGGGUUAUGCCUACCCUGCCUACGAAUGCUACAAGACUGUUGAAAAGAACAGGCCUGAAAUUGAGCAACUUCGCUUUUGGUGCCAGUACUGGAUAUUGGUUGCUUGCUUGACAGUCUUUGAGAGAGUUGGUGAUGCCUUUGUUUCAUGGGUUCCAAUGUACAGUGAAGCUAAGUUAGCAUUCUUCAUCUACCUGUGGUAUCCUAAAACCAGGGGCACUACCUAUGUCUACGAGUCCUUCUUUAGGCCUUAUCUCUCACAGCAUGAGAGGGACAUCGACCAUAGUUUGUUGGAGCUAAGGACAAGAGCUGGAGAUAUGGCUGUUAUAUAUUGGCAACGAGUUUCAAGCUAUGGUCAGACCAGAAUCUUUGAGAUUCUCCAGUAUGUUGCUGCACAAUCAACUCCAAGGCCCCCGCAGCAACCUCAGAAACGUGGAGGCAGAGCUAAUCAAGUUCCUGUUAAGCCUAAGAAAUCCCCUAGCGUUCAACCAGAAUCUGAAGAAGCAGCGUCGUCCAGCUCAUCUUCAAGCGACAGUGACGGUAAUGAUGCUGCCGGUAAAGAAGCAGGCCCUACUUCUGGACCAGCCACAGAUACCAAAAGCGCGGGUAUCACUCAGAUAGUACAAAAGGUAGUCUCUUCCCCUCCAACCCAAUCAACCACCCAAGUGGAAGCGGAACCAAUGCAGAUAGAAGAAGUGGGAGGAGAAGGGGAAGCGGAAUCAGUGAAUGGAAACUCGAACCCGGAAGGUCCAAAGGAGACGGUAAUGGAGCAGACAAUCAGGAUGACUCGUGGGAGGUUGAGGAAGACGCGGUCAGAGGAAAGCCGUUGAAAUUAAAAAAAAGUUCAAAAAUUGUUUACUACUUUCAUUACGUUUCUCUCGCUGUCUCUAUGCUGCUUCUAGAAUUAUGUCGACAGGAACUAAACUAGUGGGAAUGCUUGUAUGAAAAGUAAAUCUGCUUCUUGUUUUU
Messenger RNA from Brassica napus (rape), 1335 nucleotides. Its product is annotated as HVA22-like protein i. Lineage: Eukaryota; Viridiplantae; Streptophyta; Magnoliopsida; Brassicales; Brassicaceae. The transcript has 7 exons. The coding region runs from base 330 to 1196 and encodes 288 amino acids. The record is from RefSeq and is a predicted model, not a curated record.